Molecule: messenger RNA, 987 nt
Organism: Dermacentor silvarum
Lineage: Eukaryota; Metazoa; Arthropoda; Arachnida; Ixodida; Ixodidae
Exons: 2
Coding region: 92-631 (179 amino acids)
Biological process (GO): proteolysis
Molecular function (GO): metalloendopeptidase activity
Source: RefSeq, a predicted model, not a curated record
GUCCUCCACAGCGUGGUUCGACGAGGAGAGCCGGCGCGCAGCUGCGCUCAAACUGGCGAGCGUCGAGACCGUGCUGUGGCCUCGCGCCGAGAUGCUCACCGACGAAGGCCUGGCCCGCGCGUACGCCGGUUUCCCGGACUGGGCGGCGGACUCCUUGGUCGACUUGUGGGUGCGGACGCGCCGUGCGGCUUGGCGCUUGCUGGGCACGGCCGAGGGCGACGACCACUCCGCCACGCCCGGUGGCUACGUGCUUCCGCACGUGCGCUACGAGCACGUGAUCAACACCCUCUUCGUCUCUAUGGCGGCGCUUGCGAAGCCUCUCUAUUACCCUAAGGUUCCGGCCAUCGAGGUCGCCCACGCGGCAUGGCUCGCAGUGCGUGAGCCCCAGGACCUUCGACUGUCGAUCCGGUGGAGCGAGGCACAGCUCUUCUUCAUCACUGCCUGCUACGCCAUGUGUGCGCACGACCGCCUCAGCAAGCUCCAUGCUGGACAGUGCAACAAGGCCGUCCAGAACUUCGCCCCGUUCGCCGAGGCGUUCAACUGCUCGCCCGGGGCGCGCAUGAACCCCGAAAACAAGUGCACCUUUUUCGACCGAGUCGCCGCCACAAACGCAUAUGUGCAGGAAUCUUAGCUUACUUCCAGACCGUUUGUAUAUCGGAUGGUUCGCAUACAUCUCGCGAUCAGAAGAAUGUGCGCGUUUUGGAUCUUUGUUCGUUCAGUUCUUGCAGAUUGACGUGAAUAGGUACCGUCAUGCCCGCAAGUGCCUAUGUUUCAACUGUACAUAUAAUUAACAUUUUAUAUUGUGCAAUUUUGAAGAUGCUCUUUAACGUGGGUAAAACGACAAUGAAAUAAUGUCUUUGUUGCCUACUCACGUCACGUGUUAUUGUAAGAAAUAACAAUAAUGAAGAGUUCGACGGAAACCAGUCUGAUGAGGGAUGAACUUGAUGAAAUUAAAACUGACACUCGCCACUAAAAAUCGCAAUGCUC